AGUAGAUUGUACAGCUUCCAUAUACGAUGUGGAACAGUAGUCUGAACAGUCAUGUAGUACAAUGAAAACCCCCUGAAAAUUACAAUGAAUUGCAUCCAGGAAGGAAAAAAAAUUGAAUUGAAAUCAUUUGCAUUGGCACCUGUACUCAUAACUGCCCUGUUGUAUAAUACCACAGAGCUUUCAGACAAAACAACAAUACGUCGUUGAUCGUAACAGACUGUAGAGAUGGACCUUCUGCUGUCCCACAACCUCACAAACGGCUCAGGUUCAGGCUCUUGCACAAAAGAAGAUUUUGUGGACGUUCGCAUGUAUCCUACGUUCUACUCUAUAUGCUUUAUUAUUGGGUUCCCAGCUAACUGCCUCUCUUUCUAUGUAGCAUUGGCACUGGCAAGGAAAGGGAAUAAUCUGGCGGUGUAUCUGGUAAACCUCUCUGUGUCAGACCUCCUGUACACAAUCACUCUGCCAGUGUGGAUUCAGCUGGCUCUCCGUUACCCUGUGGGCGACACCCUCUGCAGCCUCAUCGCCGUGGUCAUGAACAACAGCUUCUACAUGGGCACCUCUUUCCUCUGCUGCAUCUGUGUGGACCGAUACCUGGCUGUGGUGUUCCCGCUCUACUACCCAUGGGCCCACACGGUGCGGACAGCCAAUGGGGUGAGCGCCCUGGUGUGGUGCGCGGAGCUGGCCCUGCACGCGGUCCUCCUGCACCACACGGGGGCGCUCCGCUCCUUCUCGGAGUCCCGGCUGUGCGAGGAGAAGAUGCCCAUGAGGCCGGCGGUCUCGCGUGUGGCGCUGGUGCGGGUGGCGCUGGGCUUCCUCGUCCCUCUCCUCCUCAUGACGUUCUGCUUCCUGCGCAUCUUCCUCGCCCUCCAGCGCAGCACCUUCACGCAAGAGAGCGAGCGGAGGAAGGUCCAGAGCCUGCUCUUCCUCCUCCUCCUCACUUACGUGACGGCUUUCGCUCCCUUCCAGACCGUCAUGCUCCUCAGGGGCCUCUGGGAGCCCAACGCGUGUGGCUUCGCCCUGCGUGUGAGGGACGCCUACAUGGUAUCCGUUGCUACGACAACGAUCAACAGUGUGGUGGACCCCAUCCUCUACUGCCUCCUGAGUGAAGCUGCAAAGGCGGAGAUGAACCUGAUCCUUCAGGGAUGCCGUUAACGGUUUGGAAAGAUCUUACCGUUCCGGAGAAAGACUGUUUCCCCCAUCUCAUAGGACUCACCAGGCCUCACUACAUAAUGUUUAACUAAGCUGUGAGUUCAUUUACUCUUCUUCAUCCAUGCACACUGAUCAU
Molecule: messenger RNA, 1285 nt
Organism: Anguilla anguilla (European eel)
Lineage: Eukaryota; Metazoa; Chordata; Actinopteri; Anguilliformes; Anguillidae
Product: G-protein coupled receptor 4-like
Exons: 1
Coding region: 226-1152 (308 amino acids)
Biological process (GO): G protein-coupled receptor signaling pathway
Cellular component (GO): membrane
Molecular function (GO): G protein-coupled receptor activity
Source: RefSeq, a predicted model, not a curated record